Molecule: messenger RNA, 1206 nt
Organism: Papaver somniferum (opium poppy)
Lineage: Eukaryota; Viridiplantae; Streptophyta; Magnoliopsida; Ranunculales; Papaveraceae
Product: ubiquitin-like-specific protease 1D
Exons: 8
Coding region: 113-1036 (307 amino acids)
Biological process (GO): protein desumoylation
Cellular component (GO): nucleus
Molecular function (GO): deSUMOylase activity
Source: RefSeq, a predicted model, not a curated record
GCCACCAACAGGACCACCUCAUCCGCCUUCUAACAGGAGCCAUCCGUGUGAAUUGUACGACAAAAUCAGCAGGGUUGUUGCGCUGGGACAUGUUAUUCACAGCGACUCAAAAAUGAUUCAUGGAAAAAAAAUGCGUGAUGAUUGUUUGCGUGUGUCGGUGGAUUUUGUGGAGAUAAAAACUGCAAUACUUCCAUAUCCAUCUGGUGAUAUUGUUACUGUGUAUGAUGCCCGUGAAAGUGUUGUUCAAUGGCCAAAACACUUGGUGGUCCUUGUCGGAAAUGGGCGAACGAGAUUGGAUGCAUUUGAUGAAUUUGUUAAGAGAGCAAAAGAAGUGUUCAGAAGCAGGGCUGCGAUCAAAGUUGAGUUGCAUCGCGAUGUGUUUGGUCAAACUGUAGAUGUGCCUAUACAUAUGGCACUAGAAGAUAUUGAGUUUGUUUGCACGUCUCAGAAACUUACGAACAAUGUUAUAGUCUUAUUCAUCCGAUUUUUGUAUGAAAAAUUGGAUGGCGAUGCACGCAAAACCAAGUUCGGAUUUAUGAAUCCAGCGGCAGUUCACUUUUCAGUCAAUAAAACAGAACUCGUGAAAAGUGUAUUAAAUAGACUGAAAGAUUCAGUGCCGAGUCGAAAAUACAUAUUUAUUCCUUGUAAUACAGGAAUUCAUUGGGUACUAAUUGUAUUUUUCGAUGGGAUAUUUUAUUACUUAAAUUCGUUGGAUGAGAAGUGUAGAUACAAACUAGAGGAGCAAAUGAGCACUGUUUCAAAAGCUUUAAGAAAAUUAGGUGUCAAGCGAUCUGAAGAGAAAGUAUUCUGGGUGGACGUGAAGCACAACCCUAAACAAAAAGGAGAUUGGGAGUGUGGAUUUUUUGUGAUGCUAUAUAUGAAGCACAUUAUAGAAAGUUAUGACACUUCAAUGAGGAACCCUAAGGAGAUGUUUAAGUCGGGGAUGAACUAUGGUGCGACAGAAAUUGAUGAAAUCAAAAGGGAGUGGAUGGAUUAUAUUUCACCAAUUCUUGAGAAGUAUGAGAAAACAAUUUGAUGUUUUUUCACCAAUUCUUAAGAAGUAUUGAGAAAAAAAUUGUUGUUUAGUUUGAAUUAAUUAAUUUAAUGACGUUUUAAAUACUGUCUUCCCUAGCUCCUUAUUUUAGUUUGAACUUUAAAGGAUUGGUGCAGCUAUGAUGCAAAUGGUGUUCCUAAGUCUUAACUGUC